AAAAGAAAAAAAAUCCCCAAACAUCUUCCUUCCUUUUUGGAUCAAAACUCUUCUCAAAUAUCACUAACAAAAAUCAAACCUUCAUCUGCCCACGCUACCCCACCACCCCACUACGCCACUACCCCACCCACUCUCACUUCCUUUUUUUUUUUUUUUAUCAAUGGCUAAAAACUCCAUAGAUGUUUCUCACUUCAUUUUUGUUUGAUUUGAUCCAUGAAUUGCAAUCUUCAUUCUAAAAUUGUUCUUUUUUUAAUUCCCAUUUUGCCUUUGUAUUUCCAGCUCCAAUGUCUAACAACAUCAAUCAUCUAAUCCGACCCGAAUCUGAACCCGAAAAUCCUCAGAUCGAUAAUCGGGGCAGCGGAUGCCAACAUUUAUCAGAGCUCCGAUCUAGAAUCGGGUCGAACCCAUUUAUCAAUUUCCCGGGUUGCGUUAAAGUCCGGCCAUUGGGGCGGGCCUCGAUUAAGAGGGAUACGCCCCACGUGCUGGUACGGUGCGGCGUGUGCGGGCACGCACCACACCGUCUGUACGCCUGUGUCACGUGCGCUGCAGUUUUCUGUCACGCGCACGUGGGGUUGGGGCCACGGUCGCAGCAUUUGGCAGAUGCAGAUAGAUCCAGUUGCGUGCAGCAGCACCACAACAUCACUGUUGAGAUAGACCGCGCUGAGCUGUUCUGUUGUGUGUGUAGGGACCAGGUGUACGACCGCGACUUUGAUGCCGCGGUAGUACUGGCCCAGACAGAGGCUGCUGCUGUUGCAAUCGAACAGCCGCCUCUUCUUUCGGAGAAUAUCCGGAAGAGGAGGCGGGUGGAGUACAAGCCAUGGACACCUGAUGUGAAAGAACAAGUUUUGAUUGUUGGGAAUUCAAAUCCAUUCCCAAGCCAAAUGAGCAAUGAUGCAUUAACAACUCCACCAGAAGUACAAUGGGGGUUGAGGGGACUUAAUAAUCUUGGGAAUACGUGUUUUAUGAACUCUGUACUUCAAGCAUUGCUUCAUACGCCACCAUUGAGGAAUUACUUUCUGAGUGAUAAGCAUAAUAGAUAUUUUUGUCAGCGAAAGAAUAGCACUAUUGUAACGAGGAGCAGUAGUAGUAGUGGUGAUAAUAAUGCGAACAAGAACUCUAUGUUGUGUUUGGCUUGUGAUUUGGAUGCAAUGUUUUCUGCUGUUUUCUCUGGGGAUCGGAGCCCGAUUAGUCCUGCAAAGUUCCUCUACAGUUGGUGGAAGCAUGCGUCAAAUCUUGCAAGCUAUGAACAGCAGGACGCUCAUGAGUUUUUUAUUUCUGUGCUUGAUGGGAUUCACGAAAGAAUGCAGAAUGACAAGGGGAAGGCCCCAAAUCCAGGCAGUGGAGACUGUUGCAUUGCUCAUAGAGUAUUUUCUGGAAUCUUGCGGUCUGAUGUCAUGUGUACAGCUUGUGGCUUCACAUCUACUACAUAUGAUCCAUGUAUAGACAUCUCGUUGGAUUUGGAACUGAGCCAGGGGAGUACUUCAGCAAAGAUGACGACAUCAAAGAAGUCUCAUAAUACUCACAAAAAAGCAGUUGAACCCGGUAAGUCUAGCCAAAAUGCUAGACUUUCUACGUUGAUGGGAUGUUUAGAUCAUUUUACAAGACCUGAGAAAUUGGGGUCCGAUCAGAAGUUCUUCUGCCAACACUGUCAAGUGAGACAGGAAUCUCUUAAACAGAUGUCGAUAAGAAAACUGCCUCUAGUUUCUUGCUUUCAUAUCAAAAGGUUUGAGCAUUCUGUGAUUAAGAAAAUGUCGAGGAAGGUUGAUCACUACCUACAGUUUCCUUUUUCCUUGGACAUGUCGCCUUACCUUUCUUCGUCUAUCUUGAGGAGCCGAUUUGGAAAUAGAAUCUUCUCCUUUGACGGGGACGAGCAAGACAACACAUCCUGUGAAUCUUCCUCGGAAUUUGAGUUGUUUGCUGUCAUCACCCAUACCGGUAAACUUGAUGCUGGUCAUUAUGUAACAUAUCUGAGGUUAAGUAAUCAAUGGUACAAAUGUGAUGAUGCUUGGAUCACUCAGGUAAGUGAGAACAUCGUGAGAGCUGCACAAGGAUACAUGAUGUUCUAUGUGCAGAAAAUGCUGUACUACAAGGCUAGUGAAAAACAGGUUAGCUAGAAGGAAACUUGCAACUCGCGUAGUACCAAUGCAGCAACACCAGAUUGAAAUCGCCUAUAGGCUUGCGUACACGCUAAACAGUUUUUGUUGGUAGAAAAAAGGUUUGUGCUGAUAUUUUUGCUCCAAAGUGGUGCUGCUGCUGCUUUUGAGUUGGAGUGUAAUCUUAGCCUGAAUUUUAAAGGCACACACGCUCUCCAAAUUUUGGCAACAAAAUAUGUUAUGUUAUCCCUUGCAAAAGAGAUAAUUAGUGUAACCUUUCUAUUUUUUUGUGGCUAACCAUAGAGAAAUAAUAAUAGCAACUUCAAGUAGAAGAAACUUGUUUCUUUUUUCA
This is a messenger RNA of Capsicum annuum, 2445 nucleotides long. Its product is annotated as ubiquitin C-terminal hydrolase 22. Gene Ontology annotation, molecular function: zinc ion binding; cysteine-type deubiquitinase activity. The coding region runs from base 285 to 2114 and encodes 609 amino acids. Lineage: Eukaryota; Viridiplantae; Streptophyta; Magnoliopsida; Solanales; Solanaceae. The record is from RefSeq and is a predicted model, not a curated record. Gene Ontology annotation, biological process: protein deubiquitination. The transcript is spliced from 3 exons.